Salvelinus sp. IW2-2015 is the source of this 1869-nucleotide messenger RNA. RefSeq names its product PH-interacting protein. The record is from RefSeq and is a predicted model, not a curated record. Gene Ontology annotation, biological process: regulation of transcription by RNA polymerase II; regulation of cell shape; cytoskeleton organization. Lineage: Eukaryota; Metazoa; Chordata; Actinopteri; Salmoniformes; Salmonidae. Gene Ontology annotation, cellular component: nucleus.
CCCCCCCCAGGUUAUACUGCUAUUGGCACACUUGUUAAAUUAUGCGACAGAAUGUGACAACAGUAAUUAAUGAGGAAGUCUAGACAGCGCAGGUGAGUGCAGGUAGGCCAAGACAGAGCAAUGUUUUGGGUGGUUGUAGCUCGAUUCCACUCUCUAUGUUUAUUUAUGCAAAUACAGCCAUUGUAUUUAUGUAAAUGAAGCACAUAUCAUUUUAUUUGAAUACUAUAAAAAAUACCUGAUACCAUUAUAAAAUGUAUAUAUGAGUCAAUUAGAAUAGAAAAUGUGACAUUUUACAAUAAAUUCAAUACAUGCAUUCCCACCCAAAUCCCUGAACUCAUUCAGUAUUUGUCCAUGCCAGUAAAAUGGCACUAUUAUUCAGUAAAUAUCUGAUGGAUUUUAAAAAUUCUAAAAGUUUGGAGUAUCUUCAUGGUGUAUUUAUUUUAAUUGUUUUUAAAACUAUUUAGCAAUUUUUGACGACCCUCGCUACUUUUAAAUCGGGCGUAAAGACAACAUAACCUAUACAACAACAACUAAUUUAAACGGUAUGUUUCUAUAAAUGUAUGUGUUCAUGAUCCGUCUGCCAUUCGACGUGGAUUCAUGUAACUCACGAGGUUUUGGUUUCAUGCAUUAGGGUACAUUCCCCUCCUCAACCCCUUCCCCCAUUUUACUGCUGGGAGCGAGGCUGAGUAGACACAUGCAGCGGAGACAAAUGGAGGAAAAACCCAACGGCUCCGGGAGUGGGUGUGUUGUUUCAGACACGUUGUUAGUUACACAAUAACGACACCACCAUAAACCCACAGCAAUGACGACCGAAUAACAAACAAAACGAAGUGGAAAAUGUUACAACAGCACGAUAAUCACAACAAUAGUCUCUCCAAUGCACUGUUUGUGAGAUACGUCUCGCUAACUUGAUCUGACGACAUUUUAUACGAUCAUAAUCUUCAUAAACAGCUACGCGUAACGGUUACUUUGUAAACCGUUUGUAAACCAAACCCCCCCCCCCCCCACUGUAAAUAAGAGUGUAAAACAUGAGUGUAUCGAACCAGUGGUCAUGUCGUUACAAUGUAACAACCAUUUUCUGUGACACGCUGGUCUCUCCGCUCCAGUGUUGCUGCUGCCUCCCUUCCACGUCCCGUGUCUACAGCAGCCUGCACUACUUGCUAUUCCUGCGCAGAGGCUUGCGCUGUUACAGGGAGGAGGGGUGGCGGAGGGACGACCAUUUACAACUACUUUCACCGUGUCGUUAUCGCCCCGAUGUGUUAUACAAACCUUCGAGUGACUCUCACAGCAGUUAUUGAGGUGUUAUCGAUGCGAUGUGUCGUGGAGGGUUGAGCCCGUCGGAGGGCCUAUUUGACGGAAGCGCGGAGGGGUUUGUAUGGUGGCCGGGCCUGGCUGUUUAGCGGUGGUACGGUCCUGAAUGGAGGAAGUGUUUUCCUGCGGGGUAAACAGUGACAGCUAUAGGGCAGACUCCCUCAGCCCCCUAAAAACAAAUCGAAAAUGGAUUCAGACAGUAAACUGGUCGCCCAGCUGAAUUCUGAACUCUACUUCCUAAUCGCCCGCUUUCUACAGUCUGGACCGUGCCAGAACGCAGCAGAGACGUUGAUUCGGGAGGUGGAGGAGAAGGAGCUACUGCCCACACGACGGGACUGGACGGGGAAGGAGCACCCAGGGAGAUACGAAGAUUUGGUGAAGCUGUAUGGCCACAUCAGUCCGGACCACCUGCUGCAGGUGUGCCAGAGGGUGUGUCCCUCUCUGGAGAAGGAGGUUCCUGCCAGCGUCCCCGGGGUCCACAGUCUGCUGGGGGCGGGGCGACAGAGCCUGCUACGCACCAAUAAGAGUCAGUACUGUAAUCACAUGACAUGUUAGCCU